This is a messenger RNA of Lacerta agilis (Sand lizard), 3053 nucleotides long. RefSeq names its product leucine rich repeat LGI family member 2 (gene LGI2). The coding region runs from base 1 to 1623 and encodes 540 amino acids. The transcript is spliced from 8 exons. The record is from RefSeq and is a predicted model, not a curated record. Gene Ontology annotation, biological process: inhibitory synapse assembly. Gene Ontology annotation, molecular function: protein binding. NCBI's taxonomy places the organism in Eukaryota, Metazoa, Chordata, Lepidosauria, Squamata, Lacertidae.
AUGGCUCGCUGUCGGGGCAGCGGCUCUCUGUGGCUCCUGGCGCUGGCGGCGGCGUGCCUGCUGCAUCGCGCCCAGGUGAGGAAGCCGGUGCGGUGUCCCGCCAUCUGCAGCUGCACCAAAGAGUCCAUCAUUUGCGUCGGAGCGGCGGCGGUGCCGCGGAGCCCCGGAGACAUCAGCUCCUUGAGCCUGGUAAAUGGAACAUUUUCUGAAAUAAAAGAGAGAAUGUUUUCACAUUUGCCUUCCCUGCAGUUGCUACUGCUGAAUUCUAACUCAUUUACUAUCAUACGGGAUGAUGCCUUUGGUGGUCUGUUCCAUCUCGAGUACUUAUUUAUUGAAGGAAACAAGGUAGAAGCCAUUUCAAGAAAUGCAUUUCGUGGCCUUCGAGAUUUGACACACCUUUCUUUGGCCAAUAACCAGAUUAAAGCUUUGCCAAGGGAUGUCUUCAGUGAUUUAGAUUCUCUGAUUGAACUAGACUUAAGGGGAAACAAGUUUGAAUGUGACUGCAAAGCCAAGUGGUUGUUUUUGUGGUUAAAGAUGACCAAUUCCACUGUUUCUGAUGUCCUGUGUGUUGGUCCAGCAGAAUUUCAGGACAAGAAGUUAAACGAUGCCUCAAGUUUUGAUGAUGAAUGCACCACUACAGAUUUUGUGGUUCAUCAGAUUUUACCCUACCAGUCAGUUUCAGUGGACACAUACCACUCAAACAAUGAUGUGUAUGUCGCCAUUGCCCAGCCCAGCAUGGAAAAUUGCAUGGUGCUAGAAUGGGAUCACAUUGAGAAGAACUUCAGGAGUUAUGACAACAUUACUGGUCAGUCCAUAGUGGGAUGCAAAGCGAUCUUGAUUGAUGAUCAGGUUUUUGUGGUGGUGGCUCAGCUUUUCGGUGGCUCACACAUUUAUAAGUAUGAGGAAGGCUGGACAAAGUUUGUCAAAUUCCAAGACAUAGAAGUUUCCCGUAUUUCAAAGCCGAAUGACAUAGAACUCUUUCAGAUAGAGAGUGAAACCUUUUUUGUCAUCGCAGAUAGCUCAAAAGCUGGUCUGACGACAAUUUAUAAAUGGAACAACAAGGGGUUUUACUCUUACCAAUCCUUGCAUGAAUGGUUCCGGGACACAGAUGCUGAGUUCGUUGAUAUAGAUGGAAAAUCUCAUCUAAUCCUGUCAAGCCGCUCACAGAUUCCCAUUAUCCUUCAAUGGAACAAAAAUUCCAGAAAGUUUCUCCCACACAGUGAGAUACCCAAUAUGGAAGAUGUGUUGGCUGUGAAAAGCUUUCGAAUACAGGACAACCUCUACCUCUCACUUACAAGAUUUAUAGGCGACUCCAGAGUAAUGAAGUGGAAUAGCAAACAGUUUGUGGAAAUCCAAGCUCUGCCGUCUCGGGGAGCCAUGAUCCUUCAGCCGUUCUCCUUUAAGAAUAAUCACUACCUAGCCCUGGGAAGUGACUACACCUUCUCCCAAAUAUUCCAGUGGGAUAAUGAGAAGCAGCUCUUUAAAAUAUUCAAGGAAAUCUAUGUGCAGGCACCUCGUUCAUUCACAGCUGUGUCAACCGAUAGAAGAGAUUUUUUCUUUGCUUCCAGUUUUAAAGGCCACACGCAAAUAUUUGAACACAUAAUUGUUGACUUGAGUUUAUGAAGGAGCUGUGGGAGGGAGGUGGGAGGGGGUAUCUCAUGUACAGUGACAUUUUCACAUAAAAACAAAUAAAAAGGACAGAUUACUCAUUUCCUGAAGGUAGGAUGUGCCUGUGGCAUUAGUCAGGAGUUUUCUGAACUUUAUAGAAGUUUGCAUAUUUAAUCAGGGAUCGCAUUAACUUGGUUAAAUGCAUGCCAUGCCCAUUUUACCAUUGGUAAAGACACUUUAAAGCCUAUAAUUACUCAGAAAAAAAGUGUGCAAUGCAUUAGAAUUAAUUCUAACACAUCUACAACAUUGAUGUAAAAUCGAGAAUGGAGAUGGGAAACCAAAAGAGGCAGGAUAGCCGCGUGUAGAAAGAAAAGAAGAGGAAAUAACUCCAGUGUGCCAAUCCUCCUGUGAGCUGAUCUUGGCAGAACCCAUAUUUACGGACUAACUCCACAUGCUUGUUUGGGAUUUGUAAAAGUUGGCAUCGAGAUGAAAAUGCUGUUACAUCGUCUUUGCUUCAUGCUAGUCAAGGAAGGCUGCAAGAAAAGGAGCUCUGCUGGUUGGCCUCUGAAGCAACUGUGAUAGGAGGAGCCUCUAGACAGCACCGUCUUUUCAAUGCUCAGUCUGAUUUAGGGGAGGAGGAAAGAGUGGACAUGUGAUCUGUUCCCUAAAUCUCUCCCAGGCGGCUAGUUCACAGCAGCUCCACAUUCAGUACUUCAUCUGAACUAACCCAACCCAUCUCUGCUACUAUUUAUGGCCUGCCCACUUGUUUUGGAAGGCGUAUAGCUGCUGCCAACCCAAAUCUCUCAGAUAAUGUUUAGUAAAAGAAGCAAGUGGUGUGAUGCCACCACAUCCAGAAUUUCCUACUCCCCGUUCUUUUUAACGUUGGCUGUUCCCACACAUGGACCUGGAUCUAGCCAAAGGUAAACUUUUCAAAGUACAGUUGAUUUCACUGGGACAGAACUACACAUGUGCUUCAUUCCCCCAUUGAAAGACUUGCUAAUAUUUGGCAGGAUCAGAUCAUGCCCUGUUAAUUCUGCCUAAUUCCUUUCAUUUGCUUCCUGAUUACUUUGGACAAGGCCCCCAAGAUGUGACCACGAGAACUGGUGUUUUGGUAAUUUUCAUGCUAUUGGCCAAUUUGUGCUUUCGGUUUGUUUGCCCAUGUUGUUUAAUGCAUGCUUUAAAGAAUCUCCCGUGCAAAGCUCACACAAUCUGAAUGGCCUUUUCAUUAAAAUGUGGACCGCCUGAUCAGGUGACAGUGCCACAGAGGUGAAGACUGCGUGCAAGAACCAGCUCAGCUUUCAGCUGUUAAACAUUCUGGGAUUUAUUGUAAAAAGGGUUUGUAUGCAUUUAGUUCCCCAUAUUAAAACAGUGAAAUGCACAGCUAUACUGACAUUCAGUGGUUUCAGGAUGAUGGGGUGGCAGUGGCAGAAUCCUACCAUUCUUUU